UCCAACUCCUAAAAUAAUAGUAGUCCAGUCGGCUUCCUCCGAAACAUCCUGAAUAUUUCCAACACGUCUGUCCUCUCUCUCUCCCUCUCUCCCUCUCUAUCCAGAAAUCUUUAGCCGUCGUAAUUGAGGAGGAUAGAGCGGCUAAGGUUUCGGUGUGGAAGACUCAUCUUAAUGCGCGGCCGGUCUGACAAUAGUCCGUGAAGAUCUCAGCAUAACUUUUCGGUGGAGAUACCGAUUUGCAUCGGACAAGCCGGUCCAAUGCGCUGUUUUCCUUCAUUAUUCAAGUGCAACAGAGCUUCCCCAUUGAAACUAAGUGGAGAGGUCGAUGAGGAGGUUUCAGGAAUACAGAAUACAACGUUGUACAAGUAUAAAGACUUGGUCAAAGCAACCGCAGAUUUCAGUCGAUCCAACAAAAUCGGUCAUGGGGGUUUUGGUUCUGUCUACAAGGGUGUACUUGACGAUGGCACCUUGGUCGCUGUGAAGGUGUUGUCGGCUGAGUCGAGUCAAGGAGUGCGGGAGUUCUUGACAGAGAUAAACAUGAUUGCAAAUAUAGAGCAUCCUAACCUAGUUAAGUUACAUGGUUGCUGUGUGGAAGGAGAGCAUAGGAUCCUGGUAUACGGUUAUCUCGAGAAUAAUAGCCUCGCGCAAACACUUCUUGGCGGUUCCAACAGUAGCAUCCAAUUUCAAUGGCCUACACGACGUAAGAUUUGCAUAGGCGUGGCGACGGGGCUAGCAUUCCUCCACGAGGAAGUCCAACCACCGAUUAUCCACAGAGAUAUAAAAGCGAGCAAUAUCCUGCUAGAUCGUCAGCUGGAGCCGAUAAUUUCAGAUUUUGGUCUUGCUAAACUUUUCCCGAGCAACAUGACUCAUAUCAGCACCCGUGUUGCUGGAACAGUGGGUUAUCUGGCACCAGAGUAUGCAAUGCGAGGUCAGUUGACCAAUAAAGCAGAUAUAUACAGUUUCGGCGUACUGCUUUUGGAAAUUGUUAGUGGGAGAUUUAACACAAACAAGAAAUUACCGGCUGAAGAACGAUAUCUUCUUGAAAGGGCAUGGAAGCUGCACGAGAAAGGGGAGCUAAUGAGCUUAGUGGACACAUCUCUGGACGGGGAAGAGGAACAUCAUAGGGAAGAGGCAUGCCUAUUCAUGAAGAUCGGUUUUCUCUGCGCACAAGGUAUACCACGGCUUCGACCAUCCAUGUCGACUGUCGUGAAGAUGCUAAUGGGCUUAGCUGAGGUUAAAGACAGUGAGAUAUCGAGACCUGGGUCACUUUCAGAAUUCAUGAGUCUAAUUCCUGAGGAAGGGUUGAAAGGUCACUCGAAGGAUUCAUCUUCCACUGCAUCUGGGGAGUCGAGCGGGCCAGACAAAUCAUCUUUGUGGUCGAAAGACAUGCCCGGCUCAUGUGCUACGAUGACCUUCAAUUCUAUUUAUGAUAGGAGCAUUUGAACUGCAAUGUAGGUUUUGCACGUACAUGGAGAAUAGAUAUUUGAGAAACUUUGCUGUAGUAUUGAGGUUCCUUGUGCAUAGUAUUCUGGCUUGGUUAGGUAUUC
Messenger RNA from Rhodamnia argentea, 1547 nucleotides. Its product is annotated as cold-responsive protein kinase 1-like. The coding region runs from base 259 to 1443 and encodes 394 amino acids. Gene Ontology annotation, molecular function: ATP binding; protein kinase activity. The record is from RefSeq and is a predicted model, not a curated record. The transcript is spliced from 7 exons. NCBI's taxonomy places the organism in Eukaryota, Viridiplantae, Streptophyta, Magnoliopsida, Myrtales, Myrtaceae. Gene Ontology annotation, biological process: protein phosphorylation.